AUGGGAUCGCAAGUGUCUACUCCCAUUCCCGCUGCGGCGGCAAUUGCGCAGCCACCAGCACCCGCGCUCUCCGAUGCGUCCUCGAAGCCCAAGCCCUGCUGUGUCUGCAAGGACGAAAAGUCAAAACGCGACGAGUGCAUGCUCUUCUCCAACGCCGCCGACCCGGCAAAGGACUGCCAAUCGACCAUCGACCAGUACCGAUCUUGCAUGAAGGGCUUCGGCUUUGAAGCGAGCGUCAAGUAA
Messenger RNA from Diaporthe citri, 243 nucleotides. RefSeq lists its product as uncharacterized. Gene Ontology annotation, cellular component: mitochondrial intermembrane space. Gene Ontology annotation, biological process: mitochondrial respiratory chain complex IV assembly. The record is from RefSeq and is a predicted model, not a curated record. Gene Ontology annotation, molecular function: copper ion binding; copper chaperone activity. The coding region runs from base 1 to 243 and encodes 80 amino acids. NCBI's taxonomy places the organism in Eukaryota, Fungi, Ascomycota, Sordariomycetes, Diaporthales, Diaporthaceae. The transcript is spliced from 4 exons.